Lachancea dasiensis is the source of this 1518-nucleotide messenger RNA. Lineage: Eukaryota; Fungi; Ascomycota; Saccharomycetes; Saccharomycetales; Saccharomycetaceae. The record is from the annotation of a GenBank genome assembly.
AUGUUAAACUUAACUUCAUUUCUGACCCUCACAUUCACAAGCAGUUCAAAGAUUCCAAUUCAGAUAAAGACUGGAACUUUAAUGAGAUCUUCAGUAGCUUUUACCACGGGACUGAUACUUUCAGUCGGGAGCCUGACAUCUUGUUAUGAUAUUCAGCAGACAUUUGAAAGUGUCAGAGAUAUCACAAGACCUCACGCAGUUAGAGUGAACAUUCACCAUUUGGACAAGAGGGAUACAGCACCGGCUUUUAGUUCCUUGCAAGAUGAAUGGUCAGCGGAUGUCGUCGGGAUGCAGGCAAUGAGGUUCGAAAAGUCGACUGCUGUGGCUGAGAUUUGCGCGAAGGAACUUCACAAUAUUGAGUCAGCAGGGCAGCUUUAUCAGCUACAACAAAGUUGCAGAACACUAUCUGGCACAUUACAGAUCAGCGAUUUCAUAGAUCCCGUCAUAGACCUUGGUGGGUUGCAGAACAUCAAUGGUGAUUUCAUAGUAGAAAAUCUUCCUGAUGUAGUUAGAAUACAAGCUCACAACCUUGCCACCAUCGGUGGGACCUUUAAGAUCGACAGCUUGACAUCAUUAACAAGCAUCUAUUUUCCGGUUUUGCACCACUUUGAUGCAAUUGAAUGGAAGGUCGUCCCCACCUUGACAUCAUUAAGUUUAGCCCCCAAUAUUAGUCACGCAAAAAGGCUGACCCUUUCAGACACGUCAUUGAUUGGAAUAGAUGCGCUGGAAAGAAUUGAGGACCUCGACAUACUCAACAUUAACAACAACAGAUUCCUAGAAUAUGUCAAAAGCAAUGUAAAGCAGGUGAACGAGCAGCUAAGUGUGUCCUCAAACUCUAAGGAAUUGAGGAUUGAUUUUCCAUCCUUGAUUUGGGCGAAUAAUCUCACUGUCAGAGAUGUGGCUUCGGUUACUUUCCCUCAGCUGCAAUAUGUCAAUCAAUCAUUUGAAGUAAUUGAAAACAACUUUGAAAGAUUUGAGACUCCCCUCCUCAAAACGGUGGGAGGAACGUUGGGAGUCAUUCAAAAUACACAUCUUUCUCACAUCGAUUUUUCAAAUGUCACGACAAUUCAAGGUGGCUUGAUGAUCGCGAAUAACUCCAAUGUCGAUAAAAUUGAUUUUUUGCCUGAGUUGCGUGAAAUUGGAGGUGCCAUUCAAUUCAUAGGUACAUUUCACGAGACGGUUCUACCUAAGCUGAGGCUGGUCAGAGGAAGUGCUCUGGUUAGAACUACAUCAAGCGCAAUGGACUGCAGCAAAUGGACAACCUCAAUCAACGGGAAUUCUGUGAUCAGAGGUGGAAAGAUUGUCUGCACGUCAGGUCAGACAAGAAAUACAGCUCGGGUUAGUGAAGAUGGGCAGCUGCUGGAUCAUCAUGAGACUCAAUUGGAUGUAAAGCCGGACACUAUCCAAAAGACAAGUUUGGCUUCUGGAACUUUAGACAAAUCGAAGUUACCAGCUUUCGCGUGGUCAUUGUCAUUGGGUUGGAUUGUCACCAUGAUUUGCUUGGUUGCAACACAGUAG